Messenger RNA from Psammomys obesus (fat sand rat), 767 nucleotides. It is a transcript of the gene Anapc11, whose product is annotated as anaphase promoting complex subunit 11. The transcript has 3 exons. Bases 243 to 497 code for a protein of 84 amino acids. Gene Ontology annotation, molecular function: ubiquitin protein ligase activity; zinc ion binding; cullin family protein binding. Gene Ontology annotation, biological process: positive regulation of mitotic metaphase/anaphase transition; protein ubiquitination; anaphase-promoting complex-dependent catabolic process. The record is from RefSeq and is a predicted model, not a curated record. NCBI's taxonomy places the organism in Eukaryota, Metazoa, Chordata, Mammalia, Rodentia, Muridae. Gene Ontology annotation, cellular component: nucleus; anaphase-promoting complex.
CUGUCGCUCCUGACGCCUCACCUCUUUAAAAGCAAGGCCCUGAUGCAGAGGGCUUUUUGUUUGUCUGUUUUUGUUUUGUGUUUGGAUGCCCUCGAACCCAGUGAGAUCGCUGUGGGGGGAGAGGCGAGUGCCACCGCGCCCGGCUACUUGGGUGCAGAUCCCUACAGCCAUCCUUAAACGUGGCAAAGCAACGCUUCCAACGGGCUCUCCUUCUUCCAAGAAAAGUCACUCUAGCUGCUGCCAUGAAGGUGAAAAUUAAGUGCUGGAAUGGUGUGGCUACUUGGCUCUGGGUAGCCAACGAUGAGAACUGCGGCAUCUGCAGGAUGGCGUUUAAUGGCUGCUGUCCGGACUGUAAGGUGCCCGGCGACGACUGCCCCCUGGUGUGGGGCCAGUGCUCACACUGCUUCCACAUGCACUGCAUCCUCAAGUGGCUGAACGCGCAGCAGGCGCAGCAGCACUGCCCCAUGUGUCGCCAGGAGUGGAAGUUCAAGGAGUGACGCCCGCGCCGCGCCGCGCCGCGCCGCGCCCCUCUCCCAGCACUGUGCUAGGCCCAGCGCCUUCCCUGCCCAUCACCACAUACGGCAUCCGAGUCCCCAUCGCACAGUGGCACCCAGCGACCUGUCUCUGUACUGCAGACAAGGAUGCUUUUUGUUCGGCUGAGACAAGGUUGAAACAAGGACUGGAGCUUCACUUGUUCUUUUGUUUUUCCAUCACAUCAUUGACAUUUUUAUUCAAUAAGUAAAACUCAUUAAAGUUGUGAGCCUUGC